Messenger RNA from Erythranthe guttata (spotted monkey flower), 2417 nucleotides. RefSeq names its product Pentatricopeptide repeat (PPR) superfamily protein (gene MEF29). Gene Ontology annotation, molecular function: zinc ion binding; protein binding; RNA binding. The record is from RefSeq and is a predicted model, not a curated record. Lineage: Eukaryota; Viridiplantae; Streptophyta; Magnoliopsida; Lamiales; Phrymaceae. Gene Ontology annotation, biological process: RNA modification.
CCUCGCCUUCAAUGAUUUGCAGAGCAAUCUCUCCUCCAAGAGAUAGAAACUUCUUCUUAAGCUUAAUCAAACAGGCGACAACAAUCUCGCACCUCGACCAAACCCACGCCCAAAUCAUCCACAACAAUCUCGUCACCGACAACAUAACCAUCACAAAGCUCAUCCAGAAACUCCUCGAUUUCAAAUCCCAUGUCCGAGCGAAGCUCCUCUUUUCCAACACCGAUUCGCCCGAUCUUUUCCUUUACAAUGUACUCAUCAAAGGCCUCAGAAACAGCCCAUUCGAUUCCUUGUGUAUGUACAGAAGUCUGCUCCAGAAACACGGCUUCGAACCUGAUAAUUUCACCUACUCGUUUGUUAUCGCAGCUUUAUCCGGUUUUCCGUCGUCUGCGUCUCAGAAAGUUGGGGUUUUGCUUCAUGGGCAUGUGAUAGUUUCUGGGUUUGGCUCGGAUUUGUUUGUGGGCUCGGCUUUGGUGGACAUGUAUGCAAAAUUUUCAAGGAUAAGAGAUGCACAUAAGGUGUUUGAUGGAAUAUCUGAACCAGACACGGUUCUUUGGAACACGAUCAUUUCUGGGCUGGUGAAAACUUGUUGCUUCGACGAAUCUCUUCAGGUUUUCCGGGAUAUGGUUAAGAGAACAAAAUCGUUCGAUUCGACUACAUUGGCUGUAGUGCUUUCUUCUAUAGCUGAGUUGCUGGAGAUGAAAACUGGGAUGAUGGUUCAGGCAUUAGCCUUGAAAAUCGGAUGCCAUUCGCACGACCACGUGCUCACUUGUUUGGUUUCUUUGUAUUCUAAAUGUGGAGAUAUUUUCACCGCUCGAUUAUUGUUUAAUUUAAUUGGGAAACCGGAUUUGGUCGCGUAUAACGCAAUGAUUUCCGGUUAUUCUUGCAAUGGCGAAACCGAGCUGUCGGUUCAGCUAUUUCAAGAAUUGCUUUUAUCGGGGUGCAAAGUUAGCUCAAGCACAAUAGUUGGUUUAAUUCCCGUGUUUUAUCCGUUUGGAUACUUGGAUCUUACUCGAUCAAUCCAUGGAUUCUGUGUGAAGUCGAAUUUUCUUCUCAAUUCCUCCAUUUCAACUGCAUUGACGACAGUUUAUAGUCGGCUGAACGAGUUGGAACUCGCUAGAAAGCUAUUCGAUGAAUCGCCAGAGAAAACAUUGGCAUCAUGGAAUGCCAUGAUAUCGGGUUACGCCCAAAACGGGCAAACGGAAACUGCAAUAUCUCUUUUCCACGAAAUGCAAAAUCUCAAUAUUCAACCGAAUCCAGUCACAGUCACCAGUAUUUUGUCAGCAUGUGCACAACUCGGUGCUUUAGGGCUCGGGAAAUGGGUCCACGAUUUGAUUAAAAAAGAGUGUUUCGAGUCAAAUAUUUACGUUUCGACCGCUUUGAUCGACAUGUACACGAAAUGUGGCAGUAUCGACGAAGCCAGGACUGUAUUCAAUAGCCUGCAAGAAAAGAAUGUGGUGACAUGGAAUUCCAUGAUUUCUGGAUAUGGACUUCACGGAUAUGGACACGAGGCACUAAAGCUGUUCGAUGAAAUGCUUCUUUCGGGUAUUUCUCCAACGGGGGUUACUUUUGUCUCGAUUUUGUACGCUUGCAGUCAUGCUGGUUUGGUGAAAGAAGGUGAAAGAAUAUUCCACUCUAUGGUUUCCGAUCAUGGCUUCGAACCAAACUCCGAGCACUACGCGUGCAUGGUGGACAUUCUUGGACGAGCUGGAAAAUUAGAAGAGGCGGUGGAAUUUAUAAAUAAGAUGCCGAUAAAACCGGGUCCCGCUGAGUGGGGUGCAUUAUUAGGGGGUUGUAUGGUUCACAAGAACUCAAACUUGGCUCGUUUGGCUUCCGAUCAGUUAUUCGAAUUGGACCCUGAAAACGUGGGCUAUCGUGUUCUGCUCUCGAAUAUAUAUUCGAAUAACCAGAAUUACGAUCGGGCUGCUUCGUUAAGACAAGUGGUGAGGCGGAAGAAUCUGGUGAAGACACCUGGCUGUACUUUGAUCGAGGUUAACGGACAACAACACGUGUUCACUUCGAGCGAUAGGGCGCACCCACAGUUGAAAGGUAUAUACGCAAUGCUCGAGAAACUAAUGGGGAAGAUGAAAGAUGCUGGGUAUCUGGCGGAGACUGUGACUACAGCGCUGCACGACGUGGAAGAAGAAGAGAAGGAGAUUAUGCUGAGUGUUCACAGUGAGAAACUCGCCAUUGCUUUCGGGCUUAUGAUGUCUGAAGAAGGAGGUGAGAUUAGGAUUAUCAAGAAUCUUAGGGUCUGUUUGGACUGUCAUAAUUUUACUAAAUUUGUUUCUGGGAUUACUGAAAGAGUAAUAAUUGUUAGGGAUGCUAAUAGGUUUCAUCGUUUUGAGAAUGGAGCUUGUUCUUGUGGAGACUAUUGGUAAAAGAUUCAACAUUUAAACAUGUUAUAAUCAAAGUUUCGU